Messenger RNA from Solanum pennellii, 2735 nucleotides. RefSeq names its product mitochondrial intermediate peptidase, mitochondrial. Gene Ontology annotation, biological process: proteolysis; peptide metabolic process. Lineage: Eukaryota; Viridiplantae; Streptophyta; Magnoliopsida; Solanales; Solanaceae. The record is from RefSeq and is a predicted model, not a curated record. The coding region runs from base 233 to 2365 and encodes 710 amino acids. Gene Ontology annotation, molecular function: metalloendopeptidase activity. The transcript is spliced from 17 exons.
UUUUGUUAUUUUCGGUCAAAAUUGUCAUUAGACCUUCUGCGAGAACGCUUUAUGAAGCCGAUAAACGCUAUUUCUCACCGGACUUCUUUUCCCGGUUUCCAGUUUCCAGUUUCCAGUUUCUACUACUUGGACACCGAUUACAGCCGGCCCCUUCUGCAGAUUGAGCGAACAAGAGGAGCAGAACCUCGUUGUUUAGAGUUAGCAGUUUCGUCUACGGCGAACGCCAGUCGUCAUGCACGCUCUAAUUCGCAAGUCCGCCGUUGCUCAUGUACGAGCCAACUCCAACUUCAUCCACAUUUCAACAUCUAAAGCUCCCUCAAUCAAAGAGACGGGCCUCUACGGCUUUCAUCAUUUGAAAACUCCCAAAGGCUUCCAACGAUUUGUUGACGAUGCUAUUGAGAGGUCACAAGAACUUGUGAACUAUAUCGCUGGCAUGCCCUCAUCUCCCAAAAUUAUCCGUGCAAUGGAUGAGAUUUCUGAUACUGUGUGCUCAGUAAUUGAUUCAGCUGAAUUGUGCAGACAUACUCAUCCAGACAGGGAGUUUGUUAAUGAGGCAAGCAAGGCAUCCUUGAGAGUAAAUGAGUUUUUACACUAUCUUAAUACAAACCAUAGUAUAUACAAGGCAGUGAACAAAGCAGAAAACGAUAGCAAUUCUCUCACACAUGAAGCGCAUAGGGCUGCCCAUUUUCUACGAAUGGACUUGGAGAAGGGUGGAAUCCAUCUUUGCUCUGAAAAACUGGAUCGAGCUAAUGAGCUUGCCAUUGACAUUAUUCAGUUGUCUAGGGAGUAUAAUGAAAAUAUUAUUACUGACCCAGGCCAUGUGGAUAUAUUUCCAGCUUCUAAGAUCCCUAAAAAAUUGCACCACCUUGUCAGCCCUAUCUAUCGUAACCUGCCAGGUUCAUCUAAGGGAUCUUGGGGGUUAAGAGAUAAAACCAAAGAAAAGGGAUUUCGCUUAGCAACUGAGUCAAGUACUCUGCAAGGCUUUCUUCAAUGUGCACCAGAUGCUGGGGUCAGGAAGGUGGCAUAUGUUCAAGGAAAUUCCGUUCCACAUGCAAACCUUGAGGUUCUUGAUAAGCUUAUUGCAACUAGACACGAAUUUGCACAGCUUAUGGGGCAUAAAUCUUAUGCUGAAUUUGCUCUGCAUUCUACUAUGGCUGCAUCUCCUGAAGUGGUCAUGUCCUUUUUGCUUGAGAUGAGCAAAGUAGUCAGACCCAAGGCUGAUCAAGAAUUUGAGACGAUUCAGGAUUUCAAGAGAGAGAAUAGUGGUGAUCAAGAUGGAGGGUUGGAUCCAUGGGAUGAGGCAUACUUCACGUGGUUGAUGAAGUCUGCAAAAUACAAGUUGGACUCCUCGGUUAUAGCAUCAUAUUUUCCUUUACAACAGUGUAUUGAAGGUUUGAAGGUUUUGGUUGAGUCACUAUUUGGUGUGACCUUUCAUGGAGUACCCCUUGCACCUGGUGAAUCAUGGCAUCCUGAUGUGAUGAAGAUAGUGUUACAUCAUCCUACUGAGGGAGACCUGGGGUACUUAUACCUCGAUCUAAAAUCAAGAAAAGGUAAACAUCCCAUCUGUGCUCAUUUUGCUAUCCGAGGAGGGCGGCGAGUUUCUGAGACAGAAUACCAACUUCCUGUUGUAGCGCUUGUUUGCAAUUUCUCUGGGUCGAGUUUGGCUCCGGUGAGGCUUAACCAUUCUGAAGUAGAAACACUUUUCCAUGAGUUUGGGCAUGCUCUACAUUCAUUGCUUUCAAGAACGGAAUACCAACACUUUUCCGGUACGAGGGUGGUUCUUGAUUUUGCUGAAACGCCUUCAAACCUAUUUGAGUCCUAUGCCUGGGAUUAUCGGGUGUUAAAGACGUUUGCUAAACACUACUCAACUGGUGAUAUUAUUCCCAAAGAACUUGUAGAAUCAAUGGUGGGAGCUAAAAAGAUGUUUGCUGCAACUGAAUUGCAACGCCAGAUUCUCUAUGCACUAGUUGAUCAAACACUCUUUGGGGAGCAGCCAUCCACGGGGAUAGAUACGAUGGCAAUUGUUGCAGAUUUAAAAAGACAACAUACAAGUUGGACUCAUGUGGAUGGAACACAUUGGCAUACCCGAUUCAGUCACCUUACAAACUAUGGCGCAGGUUAUUAUAGCUACUUGUAUGCAAAAUGCUUUGCCACGAGUAUCUGGCAAAGGAUGUGCCAAGAGGAUCCUUUAUCAUUGGACACUGGUUUGGCUUUAAGAACAAAAUUCUUGCAGCAUGGAGGAGCCAAAGAUCCAGCUGAUAUACUGAAUGAUCUUGCUGGGAGUGGCAUUGUAAGGAGUUGCCAUGGGGGAAUAAUACCGGACAUUACAAGCCUUUGCAAGGAAAUGGAACUCUUGAAAUGCUAAAACGAGUUCUAACCCCCGCAUUGAGAAAACGUAUUCCCUCCCCUGUACUAAACCAUGAAGAGGCCAUGUAGUUGUGAGUUGGAGUUGAUUUUAAAAGAAGCUUUCCAUCGUAAUAACAACUGAAUAGCGCUGAUAUGGUGAUUUCAUCAUGGCCAGCAUGUCAUUCUUUAAGAUGGCGUUCAGAGAAAACAUCUCAUGGCCAGAGUAUUUAUUGAGCAAUUCUUCGGAGAGACUACUUAUGUGCAUUUUGAUUGAUUUUUGCUUAAUUUGGAUAGUGUUUUUAUAAUCUGAUAAAACUGAAGAGAUGUAAUGAUGCUAGGAGUAUAUCAACAACAUAUCCAGUGUAAUCUCACAAAAGUGGAGUUUGAGA